This is a messenger RNA of Diachasma alloeum, 1778 nucleotides long. It is a transcript of the gene mRF1, whose product is annotated as peptide chain release factor 1-like, mitochondrial. The record is from RefSeq and is a predicted model, not a curated record. Gene Ontology annotation, biological process: translational termination. The transcript has 4 exons. The coding region runs from base 1 to 1011 and encodes 336 amino acids. NCBI's taxonomy places the organism in Eukaryota, Metazoa, Arthropoda, Insecta, Hymenoptera, Braconidae. Gene Ontology annotation, molecular function: translation release factor activity.
AUGCGUGGUGUUAGGAACAUAGGAAGGCGAUAUCAGAAAAUUGUUAGGGAAGUCGCAGACAUUUUGGAGGAUCGGUUGAAGCUUGAGGAGAAUAUUACGGCUUUCAAUGAACUUGCCGCAGGGGACGAAGAGAUAAAGAAACUCGGCUUUGAGGAACAAAGAAUGUACAUAAACUACUUGAAUGAACUAGAUAACGACCUUCUGGAGAUAAUCCUGGACAACCUAGGUCGCGACAAAUGCAGAAACGUCGUUUUUGAGGUAACAGCAGGAGUGGGAGGUUCAGAAGCUAUGAUCUUCGCAGCCGAUCUCUUCGCAAUGUAUCAGCGUUAUUUUGAUCGUCUGGGGUACUCUCAAGAGUCUAUUGAAAUUAACGCAGAGGCAGGAGUGGGUGGGAUACGUUACGCGAGUGUCCUCGUCUCCGGAGAACGAGUGUUUGAGAUUCUUAGACACGAGGGAGGUGUUCACAGAGUUCAAAGGAUUCCCUCCACCGAAAAAAAUGGGAGAAUACACACGAGCACCGCUGCAGUUGCUGUUCUCCCUCAAUUAACUGAUAUAGAAAUCACUAUUAAGGACAACGAUUUGAAGAUCGAAACGAAAAAGGCGACUGGGGCUGGUGGACAACACGUCAACACCACUGACUCUGCCGUGAGGAUCACUCACAUCCCUACUGGUAUCGUAGUCGAGGCACAGACAGACCGUUCACAGAUCAGGAAUAGAAAAAUUGCGAUGAUGAAACUUAGAGCAAAAAUCUAUGAGCAACAGCUGAGCGAACAGAAGGCAGAGACAGGAUCUAUGAGGAAGAAGCAGAAGGGGUUGAGUAUGAGGAAUGAGAAAAUCAGGACUUAUAAUUAUAGCCAGGAUCGCAUCACUGAUCAUAGGAUUGCUGAUGGGACUCUGCAUAAUUUGAAGGGAUUUAUGGCUACUGGGGAGAGGCUAGAAGAGCUUCAAGGAAAGCUACAACGACAGCUGCAGUUAAAAAUACUUCAGGAGGCUAUUGAGAGGUGGAAAUAAGGAGAGAUAAACACUAGAAAAUGGAUUAUACAUCAAGACAAGAAUAAUUAAAUUAUAUUCAGCAGUGGGAUAGUAAGACAAAUGUACACGGAUAAAAAGGAAACUGAGAAAGACCUGAGAUCUCAGAACUUUUACCUGAGAUCCACUGGUGGAGCGCACAUUGAUUGGUAAAAAGUGGCGUUUUCACUGAGACACCCAGUAAAAACGCCAGUUUUCUCAGUGAAAACUCCGGUUUUGCCAGUCGAGGUGCACCCUAUGGGUGGAUAUUACGCGAAACGCCAUUCUUUUUUUCUGUAUACGGAUCAUUGUGAAGAAUUUUUUAGCGAGAUUUGUGUGGCACCAAAACAGACAACAUGAGAUUUUUCUCUGAAAUACAUUUUUGCAAUUGUCUCUUUCUAUUACUUCCGUAGAAAGUUUUAUGGAAUCGAUUUUUAGUUUUUCCUGUGUCCCGUACGAAUCUAUUGAGACACAUUUAAAAUGUAAACUUUAAUAGUAUAUUCAUAGUUGAACCAAGCACAUUCUCCAAUUGUGGACGCAAUAAAUAGCUGUGAUGCCGGAUGGGCAUCGCCUGCACUAAGAAAAAUGGCCGUCCGAUGGUUUAUCGUUGCCGCUUCAUUCAAUUACUUCACGAGUCCUCAAGUUGCUCUAGAAAAUAACAAUAUCGGCACUUUGAGGACAAUAAUAAAAAAUAAUACAGAAAUAAAUGAGUUGACGAGGAUCUACAGGGUAUCCCAGAGCAUGUGACCAAAGUAAAUUGCAUAGAAUAC